Messenger RNA from Physella acuta, 1879 nucleotides. Its product is annotated as poly(A)-specific ribonuclease PNLDC1. Gene Ontology annotation, molecular function: RNA binding; 3'-5'-RNA exonuclease activity. Gene Ontology annotation, biological process: priRNA 3'-end processing; siRNA 3'-end processing; nuclear-transcribed mRNA poly(A) tail shortening. Gene Ontology annotation, cellular component: endoplasmic reticulum; nucleus. The record is from RefSeq and is a predicted model, not a curated record. NCBI's taxonomy places the organism in Eukaryota, Metazoa, Mollusca, Gastropoda, Physidae.
UCUGAUAAGUAAAAUGAAAUAAAUAAAUAGGAACUUACAGUCCAUUAUCCUAGAUCUAGACUAGAAUCUAGAUCUACUAGUAGAUUUAAAAUCUGAGUGGUGCUCAUAAUCUAAUGUACUAUUCAAAAUGAUUGAAGUAAACAGAGAUAAUUUCGACAUUGUGUAUCCAAAAGUUGAAUAUGCAAUUAAAGUGGCCGAUUUUAUUUCAAUUGAUGCUGAAUUCACAGGACUUCAUUUUGAUGAAAGAAGCAAACCCAGUUUGUUUGACAGUAGUACAGAGCGAUAUGCAAAGCUGAAGAGAAGUAUUCAAAAAUAUACCUUAUCACAGAUAGGUCUGACAACCUUUACUCGAAACAUUACAAACAACCAAUAUCUUUCUCAGACAUUCAAUUUCUAUCUAUGUCCCAUACCCUUUGGUUCCAAUGAUCAAAGAUUUUGUCUGCAGGCAUCUAGCUUGCAGUUUCUUUGCAAACAUCUGUUUAAUUUUAAUAAGUGGUUUUAUGAAGGAAUCCCUUACUUAAAUAAUGUUCAAGAACAAGUGGUAUGGGAAGAGCUCGAUGGUGGACUUCUGUUUGGAGGCAUUAACAGUACUAUUGAUGAAAAAGAGAUACAGAGUUUUUGCUCUAAGGUGGCAUCAUGGCUCCCAAACAGUAAAAUUGGAGAGAGUUUAACAUUAACCAAAUGUGAAGAUAGCCAGGAAUAUAUUUAUCAUUCUGAUUUAAGGAUGAGAUUUUCUCAAAUAUGGACUUACAAAAACCAGUUUGAUCAGAUAGUUGUUGAGCAUGUGGACUCCAUUAAAAGGCAUCUGCUUGAAAAGCAAAGUCAUGAGUCAGACAGACAGUUUAAAAGAAAGCAAGUUUUGCAGUUAUUAGGGUUCACCAGAAUAUUUAGAUUACUUCAAAAAUCUCACAAGCCUAUUGUUGGGCACAACCUGUUGAUGGAUCUCAUGUUUAUGUAUGACAAAUUUUAUAAUCCUCUACCAGAGAGCUAUCGUGACUUUAAAGAAGGAAUCAACAAAUUAUUUCCUGUUAUAUUUGAUACCAAACACAUGAACUAUUGUUUGAAAAAGCAAUUAGAAUCAUUGGAAAUCUACAACUCUAACAGCUUAGUGGAGCUUUACCACAACCUCAGCAGCACCCAUUUUUUGUUAGCAACUAUUCACCAACCCUCCAUACUUCAAGAUGAAGAUGAAUCAGGCGCAGGAGACGAAGAAAAACCUCACCAUGCAGGUUAUGACUCAUACUUGUGUGGUUGUGUGUUUCUUAGAUUAAGCCAUUUCCUUCACUACCGAAAUAUUGAUGCCAUGGAUGCAGCACCUUGCAUUUUCAAAGACUACCUUCAGAGCUUGAAAAAAUAUAAGAACUGUAUUAAUAUUAUAAGGGCAAUGGUAAACCAUAUAAGGUUAGAUGGAGAAGAACCCCCAUGCCAGAGGCCACCUUUAAUUCAUGUUGAGUCCAUAUUGCCAGGAGGGAAACUAAUUUCACAACAGCUUGCAGCCUGGUUUUCAUUGUACGGCACUGUUGACAUUCAAACUGUGAACACAAGACAGGCACUUGUGGCUACUUCUAAUUUUCUAACGGCUCAAGACAUCAUUCAGGCAUUUAAAAACCAUCAUUCAAUAAGGGUUACCAAGUACAGAUUCUGGGAUCAUUCAUCACUUGGUCAAGGAAUUUUUUGGGGGUCCUUGGCAAUAGCAACUGGGACGUGUCUUUUCAUUCUUAUGACGACAGCAAAUGAUAAGUAGCCAAUUCUUCAACAAUUUUCACCAUUUUUAUUGGACCUAAUGUCGUCGUUCAGCCAGCACUUACAAUAUGUUUUGCAUGAAAUAAUGAUUUCACUCAGUCUGUGCAUACCAUGCUUCACAUGUUUGAAAGCAGUU